GGGACCCUCCGUUCGCUUCGUCCCCGGCACCGGCGACGUCCGCCAGAAGCUUCUCCGGCGAAGACCCACCUCGGGGAGCCGCCGCCCCGGAAGGGAGCACCGUCUUUCUCCGCCGGGCCGCCGAUCAAGCAGCUGAGCGAUUCCCACUCUUGUUCCUCGCUUGUCGAAGGUGUGCGUGUUGGUCGUGGGCGUGGGUUGGUCCUGCGAGAAUGAGUACUCCUCCUCUGGACCUCGACGUGGGGUGGGGGCAUGUGGAGCAGGUGCUAGUGAAGCUGAAGAACAUUAUCGAGGGGUGCGACGACACGCCGAUGAGCGCAGACGACUUCAUGAUGACCUAUGCGAGUGUUUACAACAUGUGCACUCAAAAGCCGCCCCAUGAUUAUUCUCAGCAGCUUUAUGACAGAUACAAGCAGGAGAUUAGAAAGUAUCUGCUCCAGGCGGUCUUCCAAACAAUGAAAUUUAAAAUUAGAGAUGCAAUAAUUGCACUGAUUAAUCAGGACCGUGAUGGCAAUCAAGUGGACAAAUCCUUGCUGAAGAAUGUAUUAGAUGUCUAUGUUGAAUGUGAAAUUGGAGAAAGACAAAGGGACUUUUAUGAAAAAGACUUUGAAGUAUAUUUGCUUGCGGAAACUAGGAUCUAUUAUUCUCGUAAGGCAUCAAGUUGGACCGGGCAGGACUACAGUCAUGUGGAGGAUAUAUGUCACAAUUACUGGUCAAAGGCCGAAGAAUGCUUGAAAAAGGAGAAAGAAAUAAUCUCGCAAGUUCUAUUAUCAAGGAGUGAGCGGAAGCUGAUAGAGAUAGUCCAGCAUGAGCUCUUCACGGUCUACUCAAAACAGCUACUUGAAAUGGAGCUGUCUUACUCACUUGCAUUAGUUAAAGAUAAUAAGAUGGAGGAUCUUUCGAGGAUGUAUCGUAAUCAUAAAAUGACUCAGUUCUUGGAGCCUGUAGCCAAUAUGUUCAAAGAGCACAUUAUUGCUGAAGGCACAGCCUUAGUCUCACAGGGUGAAGAUGCUGCAAGCAACAAGGCUUCAAAUGAGAUCUCAGCGCGGCAGCAGGUUCUUGUAGUGCAGAUAAUCGAGCUUCAUCACAAGUAUCUGGCAUAUGUUACUGAUUGUUUCUCAAACCACUUUCUGUUUCACAAGGCCCUUAAUGAAAGUUUCAGGACUUUCUUCAACUGGGGUCCUUCUGGUCUUUCGAGUGGGGAAAUGCUAGCGAUUUACUGUGACAAUAUCCUGAAGGCAGGUGGAAAUGGGAAACUAACUGAUGAAGCAGUUGAGAAAGCGCUCGAAAAGGUUGUACAGCUGGUUGCUUAUGUUGGCGACAGAGACAUAUUUGCCGAAUUCUACAGGAGAAAACUUUUUCGGCGGUUACUUGUUGAUCGGAGUGUUGAUGAAGAUCAUGAAAAGUGGAUCUUGACUAAGUUCAAGCAGCAAUAUGGGGGAUACUUCACUUCAAAGAUGGAGACCAUGGUCAAGGAUUUGGAAUUGACUAGGGAUAUUAAGACUGAGUUCGAGCAGUAUCUUUCCAGUAACAAAAUUGCAAACCCUGGUAUAGAUCUGACAGUAGCAGUCCUCACAAGUGGAUUCUGGCCAAGUACCAAAACCGCUGAUCUCAACCUUCCCUCUGAGAUGGUAAAGAGUAUGGAAGUUUUCACGGAUUUCUUUCAAAUGAGGAGGAAAAACCAGAAACUUACUUGGAUUUACUCAUUGGGAAAUUGCACUCUUAAUGGCAAUUUUGAGCCGAAGCCUAUUGAACUUAUCAUGUCAACAUAUCAGGCUGCCAUUCUGCUGCUAUUUAAUGGAUCGGAUCGAUUUGGGUAUGAAGAUAUCAAGGCACAGUCAAACAUGGCAGAGAAUGACUUAAUGAGAGUGCUGCAUUCUCUCUCUUGUGCAAAGUACAAGAUUUUAAAGAAGUACCCUAGUUCAAAGACAAUAUUAGCCACUGAUGAGUUUGAGUUCAAUGCAAUGUUCACUGAUAGAAUGAGGCGAAUCAAGAUUUCUCUUCCACCUGCAGAAGAAAGGAGGAAGACGAUUGAAGAUGUUGACCGAGAUAGGCGAUGUGCUAUUGACGCUUCAAUUGUGCGGAUAAUGAAGAUGCGCAAGGUUUUAAGUCAUCAGCACUUAGUUGCAGAGUGCAUUGAGCAGCUGUCUCGCCUGUUCAAGCCGGAAGUGAGAGCGAUCAAGAAACAGAUCGAAGGUUUGAUCUUCCGCGAAUACCUAGAGCGGGACAAGGACAAUCCAACCUUGAUGAGAUACUUGGCAUAAUACAAGCUAAACUGAAAGGGAAAAUUGGUUAUACUUGUGAAUACUUAGUGUUGGUGCAUAGUCAACAUGACCGAGGACAAUCAGCAUCAGGUUUUGCAAUUACUGUUGUUAGCUUCUGUUGUGUAAGUCGGGAACAGCAUAUUUUUCCAUGUUAAUGCUAAGGUUUCCCCUUCCGAUU
Syzygium oleosum is the source of this 2439-nucleotide messenger RNA. RefSeq names its product cullin-1-like. NCBI's taxonomy places the organism in Eukaryota, Viridiplantae, Streptophyta, Magnoliopsida, Myrtales, Myrtaceae. Gene Ontology annotation, cellular component: cullin-RING ubiquitin ligase complex. Gene Ontology annotation, biological process: protein ubiquitination; ubiquitin-dependent protein catabolic process. The record is from RefSeq and is a predicted model, not a curated record. The transcript is spliced from 19 exons. Bases 210 to 2261 code for a protein of 683 amino acids. Gene Ontology annotation, molecular function: ubiquitin protein ligase binding.